GCGUGCGCAGUGCGUUGCGCAGGGCGGGCUCGUUGACGGGCGGCUCCGCCCCGCUGCCGCUACUAUGGCUGCGGCCGGCCGGGUGCGGGGCGUCGGUGCGCCGCCUGAGCGCGGCGGCUCUUAGCGCUCCCCGCGUUCUCGUUUCCGCCGUCGCGGGGCGGGAGAGCCGGGGAGGGAAGAGGACGGGACCGCUCCCUGCGGGAGAGCCGCGGCCAUGGACGAGCAGAGCGUGGAGAGCAUCGCCGAGGUGUUCCGAUGCUUUAUUUGCAUGGAGAAGCUGCGCGAUGCGCGGCUCUGCCCUCACUGCUCCAAGCUGUGCUGCUUCAGCUGCAUUCGGCGUUGGCUGACAGAACAAAGAGCUCAGUGCCCUCAUUGUAGAGCCCCACUGCAGCUCCGAGAGCUCGUCAACUGUCGCUGGGCAGAGGAGGUCACACAGCAGCUCGAUACGCUUCAGCUGUGCAGUCUCACAAAGCAUGAAGAAAAUGAGAAAGACAAGUGUGAAAAUCAUCACGAAAAGCUCAGUGUGUUCUGUUGGACCUGUAAGAAGUGCAUCUGCCACCAGUGUGCUCUCUGGGGAGGAAUGCAUGGAGGACAUACUUUUAAGCCAUUGGCAGAAAUAUAUGAACAACACGUCACAAAAGUGAAUGAAGAAGUGGCAAAGCUUAGGAGGAGACUCAUGGAACUGAUCAGUUUAGUGCAAGAAGUGGAGAGGAAUGUGGAGGCAGUGCGUAGUGCAAAGGAUGAAAGAGUUCGGGAGAUCAGGAAUGCAGUGGAGAUGAUGAUUGCCCGGCUGGACACUCAGCUGAAGAAUAAGCUUAUAACACUGAUGGGUCAAAAGACAUCUCUUACCCAAGAAACUGAGCUUCUGGAAUCCCUGCUUCAAGAAGUGGAACAUCAGUUACGGUCAUGCAGUAAGAGUGAGCUGAUAUCCAAAAGUUCAGAGAUCCUGAUGAUGUUCCAGCAGGUUCACCGGAAGCCUAUGGCCUCGUUUGUUACUACUCCUGUUCCUCCUGACUUCACAAGUGAAUUGGUUCCAGCCUAUGACUCAACUACUUUUGUAUUGGAAAACUUUAGUACAUUGCGUCAGCGAGCAGAUCCUGUUUACAGCCCACCUCUUCAAGUGUCAGGACUUUGUUGGAGGUUAAAAGUUUACCCAGAUGGAAAUGGAGUCGUACGGGGCUACUACCUGUCUGUGUUCUUGGAGCUGUCAGCUGGCUUGCCAGAGACAUCCAAGUAUGAGUACCGUGUAGAAAUGGUUCACCAGUCCACCAACGAUCCCACUAAAAACAUAAUUAGAGAGUUUGCCUCUGAUUUUGAAGUUGGAGAAUGCUGGGGUUACAACAGAUUCUUUCGUCUAGACUUGUUAGCCAACGAAGGCUAUUUGAACAGACAAAAUGACACUGUGAUCCUAAGGUUUCAGGUGCGCUCACCAACCUUUUUCCAGAAGUGUCGAGAUCAACACUGGUAUAUUGCUCAGUUGGAAGCUGCUCAGACAAGUUAUAUCCAACAAAUAAAUAAUCUCAAAGAAAGGCUCGCUAUUGAGCUUUCCCGGACUCAGAAGUCACGAGGCAUUUCACCUCCAGACACUCACCUCAGUCCCCAGAAUGAUGAUGGACAAGAAACAAGAUCAAAAAAGUCUGGACCAAGCACUGAAGCACUGCUUGAGAGUGUUGCUGCUCCGGGGUUGGUGCGAGAUAACAAGGAAGAGGAUGAAGAGAAGAUACAGCAUGAAGACUUCAGUCAUGAACUCUCUGAUGGUGAUUUGGAUGUGGACCUUGCUGGAGAAGAUGAGGUGAACCACCUUGAUGGCAGCAGCUCUUCAGCUAGUUCAACAGCAACCAGCAACACUGAAGAGAAUGAUAUCGAUGAAGAAACUAUGUCUGGAGAAAAUGAUGUGGAAUAUAGUAAUAAUAUGGAGUUGGAAGAAGGAGAUCUCAUGGAAGAUGCAGCAGCUGCUGCUGCUCCUGGGGCAUCAGGUACCAGCCAUGGCUACACCAGUGCAAGUGGAAGACCUUCAAGGCGAGGAGGAAGUGCCCUGGGCUCAGCAGCUAGCAGCAGUUUACUAGAUAUUGAUCCCUUGAUUUUAAUCCACCUGUUGGAUCUGAAAGACAGAAAUGGUAUGGAGAACCUCUGGGGCCUCCAGCCACGUCCACCUGCCUCUCUUCUACAGAACAGAGCAUCAUCAUACUCUCUAAAAGAUCGAGACCUGCGGAGGCACCAGGCCAUGUGGCGCGUGCCGCCUGACUUGAAGAUGCUGAAGAGACUUAAAACUCAGAUGGCUGAAGUACGAAGCAAAAUGUCUGAUGUAAAAAACCAACUAUCAGAAGUAAGGAGCAGCAAUGCUGGCUCGUGUGAUGGGCAGCCCAACUUCUUCUCCAUCGAGCAAGGUGCUUUAGCUGCCUGCGGAACAGACGGCUGCAGCAAGCUGCAAGAAAUAGGAAUGGAACUACUGACCAAGUCUUCAGUGACCAGUUGUUACAUCAGGAAUUCUGUGAGUAAGAAGAGUAAUUCACCCAAACCUAUUCGCUCCGGAGCAGCAGGGAGUCUGUCUCUCCGAAGAGCUAUGGACUGUGGGGAUAGUAAUCUUCGGUUAAAGGGAGAUGGGCAAACUUGUGAAGGUGGAGUAGGCAGUUCAAAGUCAAGCAGUCGGCAUCACUGCCCCAGGCCCCUGGUUAGCAGUAAUGCUUCUGAGGCACUGCCUAAGCCAGAGGAAAGGCCUUGUGAAGGGUCAGAUUCUGAUGUGGGAGUUUCUGGCUUAAAUGGUUUAGCUGCUGUGGAGAAGACCAGAAAAUCUGGUGCUCUAGGGUCAAAUUCUAAAGGAUAUCGCACAGAGGGGACGCAGUCAGGAGGUUUGGAAGACAGCUCUGAAACUGGUGAUCUGCAGGGUGUGCUUCCUGAGGGUGCUUCAGCAGGACCAGAAGAAGGUGGAUCAUGUCAGAAGCAUGUCCUUCAUCUCCUGCCAGGAAUGAGCAGUGACAGUGACAUUGAAUGUGACACAGAAAAUGAAGAGCAGGAGGAUGCUAACUCCACAUCGGAGGGGUUUAACCAUGCCUUCUCUGUGCAGUCCUCAAGUGAAGCUUCAGAGCGGUGCUCAGUGUUCCCAGGAGGUGAUCAAGUUGGUUCUGAUGACCGCAGCUUUGUUAAUGGAGAAGACACCACCAGGAUCUCUGCUGGAGUGAAGGAGAGGGAGAGAACAAAACAAAAAACAAAAGAACCACUAACGAGAUGCAGUUGUGACAUACAAUAGUUGUACUAGACCCUAAGAGGUGGGAUUUAUAUUUUCUUUAGCUUUAAUGCUGGCAAGUAUUAUAGUGCGAUUGCCUGAUUAUCAGGGACUGGAAAAGAAUAUGUACAUUUGGAGGUUGUGUUGGUGCUUCAUUAUUACUUAUUGCACAGUACAAGGGUAGAGAGUUUUUGUUCCUGUUGUAAAGAAGGUAUGAAUUGAAGAAAGAUUGCCCUAAAUUACAGGCAUGAACAAAGCUGGGGUAUCCCCCUUAAUGGCUUUGCUUAUGGGACUAGUGCUGAGUGAAUAAAUUGUGCUAAAACAGCCUCUAAUUUAGACCAAUCUUUCUUACAUUUUUUCCUGCAGACCAUUGCCAGGGUAGGGAAGAUUUAGUGAAGAGAGAGUGGACCUGAACUACAGCAGUCAUAUCUCUAAGCACGGAACUUGUUAUGCCUCAUCUUAUCUGCCCAUAGGACAAUGCAUUUCUCACUGACACACAGUGUUCCAAAAACAGAGUGGAGUUUCUAUGACAGUGUACCACUAUAAAUGUGGCAUAAGUUAGUCUGCUUUGACAUUGUCCUUCAGUGUUAAUAAUGCAAUCUAAAUCAAAUACUGAAUGGUUUUUAGUUGCAAGGACAAUUGAUGGCACUUCUAGGUAAAAGAAAAGUUAUAUACAUGCGUUUCCACCCACCUUUAGUGCAAAUUGAAAUGGGUUAACAGCUCCCUGGUCUGGUGCUAUACUGCUCUCUGCAACGCAGACAUUCCUCAGAGUUGCACAUUUAAAAAGUGUGCACAGGAAACAUAACAGAGUGGGGAUGAAGUGAACCCCUCUAGCACUCACAGUGAAUAGCAUACAAGCAAGUUUGGAGCAGCUUCAGGCAGCCUGAAGCCCAUUGCUCAAAACCAGCAUAAAUUAAAAAAGAAACGUUUUCACUACCUACCUCCUAGUUCUGCAAACACGCUCAAUACGUAAACUGAAACUGAUGCGGGUUGUGUUAAUGCAGAAAGGGAUACUUCAGCUCUUUAUUGGAAAGAUUUGUGAUACAAAUUCCACCACUAAGAUACACGAUAAAAAUACAAAACACAGGUCACAGACGAUCUCAGUAUCAACAGUUAAUAAAUACAAUUAAAUAGUUUUAUAUUAGCCUAAUAUUUUUACAUUGUCACCAGAUAGACAAUCAAAGUACGAGAUACAGAACACUUAGAUACCAUUAGAGGGGGAUUAUUGCUUACGUUAGCAAGCAGCAAAUAAGGGCACAGGAUUCUGAACUGAAGAGAACUACUUCCUAUCACCAGUGGCAUUAAGAGAAAACACUGCAUUUCACAAAGCACUGCUUUUUUGUCUAGUGUGU
Molecule: messenger RNA, 4575 nt
Organism: Phasianus colchicus (ring-necked pheasant)
Lineage: Eukaryota; Metazoa; Chordata; Aves; Galliformes; Phasianidae
Source: RefSeq, a predicted model, not a curated record